CACAGUUUAUAGAUUCAUUUACCCUCCACUAAAAUUGAAGUUACAAGCCCACAAAGCCUCUCUUCUAGAAUUUCGUCGAUGCAUGUUCUUGCUCCGCCCCUUGCAGGGAUAACCUAACGGCUGUGGAUAUUUUCAUUCCAUUCCAAGCGUAUGAUAAUAGGAGAGGAUGGCUCUUAAGCUUUAGAUGACGAAAUAAUUAUUACCGAGAUUACCUGAAGUGUCAUUUUGAGGAGGCGAAACUCAGGAUAGAGUUUUCAUUUGUAGAGGAAGCCACAUUUUAUCUCAUCUUAAGGAAGCCUGCAAGCUGUGUAUUCCCAUAUAUCCUUCAGGGAGAUAUUCAGUUGGGUUCAAUCCAAAUUUCCAAUACAAAAAAAGAACCCCUUUCCAGUAGAACAGAGCAGUAUUUUAUUAGCAAACUAACAGGGAGGGCAGGGAUUGUGGGAAGAUGGAUUAAUCUGCAAUUGGUGGUUUGCCGGAAAUAUAAACUUAUAACAGUGUAAACAUAAACAGCUUUAGAAUCUUGGAUGAUUUCUAUCCUAGUCUUUGCCAUUGUUACAGUUGGGUAAGGUUAUUAGAUUUGGUUUCAUUUUGUCUGCUGAGAAUUAGUCAUGGGAAAGUCUGGAGGAAGGAAGAAAAAAGCAGGAGGGACAGUUGUGAGUGCUGAACAAUCUGGAGGAUCUGUGGGUAACAAGGUGGAUCUUGAUGUAUCACUUUUUCUUAAGAAGGCUCAUGAACUGAAAGAAGAAGGAAACAAAAAAUUUCAAAACAAAGAUUAUGUCGGAGCUUUGGAGCAAUAUGAGCAGGCUCUCAAGCUUAUGCCAAGGAAUCACCCAGACCGUGCUGUUUUCCACAGUAACCGAGCAGCAUGUUUAAUGCAGAUGAAGCCAGUGCAGUAUGAUGUUGUUGUUAAUGAAUGUACACUGGCUCUUGAAGUGCAUCCACGUUUCAGUAGAGCGCUUUUUAGAAGGGCAAGGGCAUAUGAAGGUAUGGGCAAACUAGAAUUAGCCAUGCAAGAUCUGCAAGCCCUUCUGCAGGUUGAUGCUAAUCACCAGGAUGCAUUGGAGCUUAUAAAAAGGGUCCGAGUUGCUCUUGGGAAUAAGCAAGAUGCCCAGCCAGACCUGCAAAAUAGACCUACAAUGCCUUCUUUUUCAGGGACUUCUCCUGCUGCUGUUGGGGCAUCAGCAGUUCGAGGGACUCCUGUUGGUGGUAUGGGACCUUGUUUGCCUGCUAGGCCUGUACCAAAGAAGAAAAACAAACAAGAUAGGAACUCUGUUGAGAUGUUGAGUGCUCAAUCAAAUGGUCCCGCUUUGCAGGAAAUUCCCUUGCCCAAGUCGUCAGCAAGCCCUUCAUCACCAGGGAAGACUUCAGUGACAGAGUUCUCUAAAGUAUCUUUGAAAGUAAUUUCAGAGAAUGGUUGUCAAGAUCACAAGGCCAAAUGUGUCACCCAGCCUGUGAAGAAAGCACAAAAAGAAAUUAAGUGGAUUCCAUUGAAACUUAUUUUUGACCAUGACAUAAGACUUGCUCAAAUGCCAGAGAAUUGCAAAUUUAAGGAGUUGAGAGAAAUAGUAAGGAAACGGUUCUCCUCUUCCAAGGCAGUUCUAGUAAAAUAUAGCGAUUUGGAUGGUGAUAAAGUUACCAUUACAAGUACUGAAGAGCUUAGAUUGGCAGAAAGUGCUGCAGCUCAGCAGGCUGAACAGAAAGAUACAGUUAAUUUGAACUUGGUCUCUCCUCUGAGUGGGGAAUCAGAUGUCACACAGAACAUGCCUAAUCAAAAUGCAAUGAAUUCUCCUUUGAGACUGUAUGUGGUUGAGGUGAAUCCGGAGCAAGAGCCCUUGAUUGAGGAAGAAGAGGAACCUGUCUUAGAUGGAGUUGAAGAUGAGGAUGACAAAGGAGAGGAGAACAUCUCUGGUUCAUUGGAAGAAAGCAAUGAUGACAUGAUAAAAGACCUAGGAAAAGAAAUAAAUGAGCAGAUGUCUCAAGGGGCUGAGAAAGACAAAAAUGAGGAUGACUCCCAGCUUGAAGGAAAAGAAGUUGAAAUUGAUGACUGGAUAUUUGAAUUCGCUCAAUUAUUCCGCACACAUGUGGGCAUUGAUCCAGAUGCUCACGUGGAUCUUCAUGAGCUUGGGAUGGAGCUAUGCUCUGAGGCAUUAGAGGAAACUGUGACUAGUGAAGAAGCCCAACACCUUUUUGAUAUGGCGGCAUGCAAGUUCCAGGAGGUGGCAGCUUUGGCUUUCUUCAACUGGGGCAAUGUCUAUAUGUGUGCAGCUAGGAAGCGGAUUCCUUUGGAUGAGAGUUCCUCAAAGGAGCAGGUCAUGGCACAGUUACAGGUUGCGUAUGAUUGGGUACAGGAUCAAUACUUACAAGCUGGGCAAAAGUACGAUGAAGCUUUAAGAAUCAAGCCUGACUUCUAUGAGGGUUUACUUGCACUAGGUCAGCAGCGUUUUGAGACUGCUAAACUUCGGUGGUCACUUGCCUUAGCUAGCAAGGUUGAUCUUGCAACAUGGGAUUCUUCAGAGACUAUCAAGCUUUUCAACAAUGCUGAGGAGAAAAUGCAGAUGGCAACUGAAAUGUGGGAGAAGCUGGAAGAACAGCGUCAAAAUGAGUUGAAAGAUCCAUCUGGAAGUAAGAAAGAUGAAAUCCUGAAAAGAAAAAGGAAACAUUCGGGGAAUGAUAAUGGUGAUUCCAGUGAGGAGAUUGCUGCAUCUGCUGUAGAAGCUGCAGAGCAAGCUACUUUAAUGAGAUCUCAGAUCCAUUUAUUCUGGGGAAACAUUCUUUUUGAACGCUCACAAGUGGAAUUCAAAUUGGGAUCUCAAACAUGGAAAGAGCAUCUGGAUGCCGCUGUUGAGAGAUUCAAGCUUGCUGGAGCUUCUUCGACAGAUAUUGAGGCUGUGCUGAAAAAUCAUUCAUCUAAUGCCACUGACCAAGAAAGUAAAGAUACUAAAAUAGAAAAUACAAUUGAAAAUGUUGCCAGUGAGGAGGCAAAAAUUGAUAUUAUAAGUGAUGACAAAGACAAAUCUGUGAAUGGAAGUUGACAAGACCUUUGUGAACAUUCCCAUUGAUCUAACAUUUUGAUAGACAUACCUGGAAUGGAAAAGGAAGUUCUUUGAGGUUGAGUUUUUGGAUUCUGUGCAAAUGGGCAGCUUGUUUUGCAUGGAAUUCAUUACAGAUUAGGUUUUAAGAUUGAUGCCAUGGAAUGUCCAAGGCCAAAGGGAGAUGUUAUAAGCAUUCAUCAACCGGGACUAUAUUCCUAUAAAGGAUUCUGAAAGUAGGAAAAUGCCUAAACUAUGGUAUUUAAUUUGAGUUUGGGUCCAUUCAGAUUGAGGCAGAAAGUGUGCUGCGAUUCUUUGGAGCAUGCUCAAGAACUCCAAAGCAGUUAUGAUUUUAGGUCAUCAAACAUGUUUGUAAUCACUGAAAUGAACAUGGUGAGAAAUCAAAUUUCUCUGUGGAAUCGCUGCUGGCUUUUCUCAUGAUCGUAUCAUUUGUUUUUCCUAAACUUGAGCUAAUUUUGAUCGGGUUUUGCAUAUAACACCAAUUGGUUUGCCUAAGACAUUGCUGGAAGCUCCUCUGUUUCCAUCUCCAUUGAUAUUUUCUUUAUUGUUUUUUCCAAUUUGACCCACUACUAUUGCAUAUAUUUCUGUUUUGAGCAUAGCUGAGUGGUAUAAACUGAAUCUCUUUUAAAUUUUCUGUA
Messenger RNA from Cryptomeria japonica (Japanese cedar), 3688 nucleotides. RefSeq names its product protein CLMP1. NCBI's taxonomy places the organism in Eukaryota, Viridiplantae, Streptophyta, Pinopsida, Cupressales, Cupressaceae. The transcript has 3 exons. The record is from RefSeq and is a predicted model, not a curated record. Bases 609 to 3032 code for a protein of 807 amino acids. Gene Ontology annotation, molecular function: protein binding.